AUGACGACGCUUCACGAAGAACAUGGACAACCCAUGUCACCGGUCGAAGAUGGCGACGAAGAUGAGGAAGCGUCCGAUAAAGAAGUCGAUAAUUCCGACGGCACGAAAACUCUCACGCCGAAAACAGUGGAAGGAAGUCCGAAAUCGUGCGCGGGAGAAGACUCGAUCAUCACUUACGGGGAGGGGAAAAAAGAAUGGAAAGAC
Messenger RNA from Pediculus humanus corporis (human body louse), 204 nucleotides. RefSeq lists its product as uncharacterized. The annotation marks the transcript as partial. The transcript has a single exon. Lineage: Eukaryota; Metazoa; Arthropoda; Insecta; Psocodea; Pediculidae. The record is from RefSeq and is a predicted model, not a curated record.